AUGACCAGAGCUCGCCCCAAGCGGCUUCGAACGGACUCGUUAGUUGUGGUGAACGCGUUCACGCUGCAGCAGUCGAGCGCGGCUUCUAACGACCACAAGACGCCGCCGAACGAGCAGUUACUGUGCCACAAGCAGCUGCCGACGACGCGCACGAACGGCUCCACUCGACGCACGCGAGCGCGCUCGAAGCGCCCGCAGCAGCGCCAGGACGACGACGUCAUUGGUCAAAAUGUGGACGCGUCCUGUCCAGUCAAAUUGGCAAACACUGUACGCGCGCCCGGCUCUGUACUGGAAGUCAAAAGCGCUGUGGACGUUGAAGCUGGAGUGUAUUAUGUGCUGCUCACGCGCACGACGUCACGCGCGUGCGUCGUCGCGCUGCCCAAUCGUGGUGAGACGUCUCCAGCUCAAUUGGCUGGCAUGCUCAAGCUUCUGGGUCUGCAGGCUGUUGCGCUGCAUGGCAAAAUGACGGGGCAGCAACGACAUGAUACCGUGCAGAGACUGCGCGCUUCGAAGUCGCUAUUGUCGUCGCCACUGCAUGCAAUGGUGCUCGUGACCACGGACAAGUUGCUGGCAAGCACGACAUGUGCAACGGCAGAUGUGGCCUUAGUAGACGCUGUGAGUGCUCAAGCUGUGCAAGUCGCGACCUCAAAGUUUGCUCAUGUGUAUCAUGUAGCAACUGCUGCAAAUGCGGGCCUUGCUGGAACACAAGAGCUGCUGAACUCGAAGCGCUUCCUGCUGGAGCUCGUCACGACACCGUGCUUACAGCAACUUCAGAAGAGGCUGAAGCUGGCGCGGCAGGUAGUGGAUAUUGCGCAACGUGCUGGCAACACGAGUGCUACUGGUGCUGCUGCUAUGGGAGAUGUCGACAAGUGGGCUCAAAAACUGGCAAAAGGAGCAGGUCUAGAUGAUGAUGAUGACGAGGAAGCAGCAGGCGGGCGGAAGAAGAAGCGAAAGCGCGCAAUGUCACCGGAUGAACAGAGAGUGCAGGCGUUGACUGAGAAGUUGUACGUUGCGCUGGCGCGUGGGUUGCCGGGAAUGAACGCGAAGAGUGCGGGUGUGCCGACGAGUGGAAAACAAACGUGUGAUAGUCAGCACCGCGGCGAGAAACUACAAGUGCUGGGCCUUGGCACGGUAAAUGCUGCUGUAGGAACGGCCAUGACGGACAAACGGACGUCUGCCCAAACCCGGUGGAUGGACUUUGCUGAAGGUCGACAAUACGGUGGUCAAUGGGAGGGAUCUGUCCGGCACGGUGCAUCGAAGGACAAAAACUCACUUGCACUUCGUGAGAAGGUUUGUGCUGCACGAAGCAAGGUGCAGGGAUCAACCCACUUGAGCAGAUGGAUGCCCAAUAAAGAGCCGAUUGAUAUCGAAAAAUGGGGUGGUGCAUUCGGCAAAGUAUGCGGACACAACGAAGUGGUUAUGAACGAUUUGCGGGCGUUUUACCCGCAAGAAGUGUUGAACUCGAAGGUAUGCAGCAAGCUGUUUCCAGCGCCAGGUAACCAGGGCUUUGACGGGUGCCUCGAGCACUUACGAUUAGCGUGUGUGGCUCAACACUCGAGCAUGACAGUAUGGGAUUCCGACUACUUCGUCUUCAUCUCGUCGCGGGGACGUGUUACCAUGAGUAAGAAGAGUCAGCUUCUGCCGCUAUCCCUGGCGAGUCUGCAAUGCCUUGUUUCGGCGCUCCGUGACUGGACAGCGACGAGUGGCGGCCACAUGCCACCUAGUGCAGUCCUUUGCGCGAUUCGUCUUUGUUGUCAAUUCGGCUACGGCGGCAAACAGGGCAAGCUGCCUCUCACUGCGCUAAAACGCAUCAUGAGCUACGCGCUUGGUGGAUCCGUUCGGCUAUGGCGACAGAUUGCAACCGUCCCGAUUCCGCUAGAGGAAGAAACGGUGUACGAGUCCGAGUAG
This is a messenger RNA of Hyaloperonospora brassicae, 1908 nucleotides long. NCBI's taxonomy places the organism in Eukaryota, Oomycota, Peronosporomycetes, Peronosporales, Peronosporaceae. The record is from the annotation of a GenBank genome assembly.